AUGGUGAAAAAAAUUCUUAUCACUGGUGCAUCAGGUUUGAUUGGUGGUAUACUAAUUGAACAUCUAUCAAAAAACCCUAACUAUGAUAUAUAUGGGAUCGAUAAACAUAUUGGAUUAUCGAUACGUUAUGAACUUGAAAAAAAUCCAUCAAUAUUACAGAAACAACAACCAAUAUUACCAUCAAAAGAUAAAUUUUAUAUAUGUGAUAUGAAUGAUAAAAAUCAACUUUCGCAAAUUAUUCAAGAUAAUAAAAUCAAUAUUAUUAUUCAUUUAGCAGCAGUUUUAGAAACAGAAACAGUUGAAAAUAUCAAUUCUAUUAAUUGUCAUGGUACAAAAACUCUUUUUGAUAUAGCAACAAAACAAGAUCAUAUUGAAAUGAUAAUAUAUGCUAGUUCAACCAUGGCUGUUUUUGGAUAUUUAGAAAAUGAACCCUAUUUAUCAUUAACAAAAAAUGUUCAACCAAAACAAAUGUUAAAAAAAAUAACAGUCAAUGAUCCACCGAUGCCAUCACAUUUAAAUCAGUCUGUUGAAGCUUAUUGUAACAGUAAAAUAUAUGGAGAAGAAUUAGCGAAAAAAUACGCAUCAAAUGAUGAAAUAAAUAUUAAAUUUAUUUGUGCAAGAUUGGGUUGUAUUAAUAUAAGUGAUAAUCCAUCUCGUGUUUAUUAUUGGUCAGAUAGAUCAACAUGGUGUAGUCAUCGAGAUUUAUGUCAAUUUGUUGAUCGAGUUUUAGAAAAUCAAUUCAAACUUAAAAAAUUUCAAAUUUAUUUUGUUUCUUCAAAUAAUGAUUUUGCUUGGACUGAUUUCGAUAAUUGUCGACAAGAUUUAAAUUAUGCGCCUCAAGAUGGAGCACACUGGAAUUAG
This is a messenger RNA of Rotaria sordida, 861 nucleotides long. NCBI's taxonomy places the organism in Eukaryota, Metazoa, Rotifera, Eurotatoria, Philodinida, Philodinidae. The record is from the annotation of a GenBank genome assembly.